This is a messenger RNA of Hansenula ciferrii, 1554 nucleotides long. RefSeq names its product cyclin family protein. The record is from RefSeq and is a predicted model, not a curated record. Gene Ontology annotation, biological process: mitotic cell cycle phase transition; regulation of cyclin-dependent protein serine/threonine kinase activity. Gene Ontology annotation, molecular function: cyclin-dependent protein serine/threonine kinase regulator activity. Gene Ontology annotation, cellular component: cyclin-dependent protein kinase holoenzyme complex; nucleus; cytoplasm. The transcript has a single exon. Bases 1 to 1554 code for a protein of 517 amino acids. NCBI's taxonomy places the organism in Eukaryota, Fungi, Ascomycota, Saccharomycetes, Phaffomycetales, Wickerhamomycetaceae.
AUGUGGACUCCAAAAGUACAAAAAUUAGGUCCUCCAAAACAAUUAAAACCUCGUCAAUAUCAUCCAACUUUAGAAUUAUUAGAAACUGAAGCAAAUAAAAAAGCUACUCAAGAAUAUGAUCAAGAUAUAACAAAUUAUUUAUCAAUAAUUGAAAAUAAUUCCAUUGUUAAUUGUUCCAUGAUUGAUUUACAACCAGAAAUUCAAUGGUAUAUGAGACCUUAUUUAUUAGAUUUCAUUGUGGAAAUUCAUCAAUCAUUUAGAUUACAUCCUCAAACAUUAUUCUUAGCCAUAAAUAUCAUUGAUAAAUAUUGCUCUAAGAGAGUUGUUUUCAAAAGACAUUAUCAAUUAGUUGGUUGUACUUCAUUAUGGUUAGCUGCUAAAUAUGAAGAUAAAAAAUCAAGAGUUCCAACUUUAAAAGAAUUAACAAUAAUGUGUAGAAAUGUUUAUGAUCAAGAAAUGUUUGUACAAAUGGAAAGACAUAUUUUAUCAACUUUAGAAUGGAAUUUAACUCAUACUUCAUUAGAAGAUUGUUUACAAAUUUCUUUGAAAAAUUCAUUAAAUUUUAUUACAUCAACUCCAAAAAAAUUUACAAUGAAUAAAUUUAUAUCAUCAUCAGAUCAAUAUGAAAAAAUUACUCAAUUAACAAGAUUUUUCUGUGAAGUUUCAUUAUAUGAACGUAAUUAUUUACAAUUCCCAAGUUCAAUAAUUGCAAUUACAUCACAUUUAUUAGCAAGUAAUAUAAUGAAUUCAAAUUCUGCUUUAGAAUCUUUUAAAAAAUCAAUUAAUGAAUUUUAUGCAAAUGAAUUAAGUGAUGAUGAAACUUUUGAUGAAAAUUUAGAAAAUCUUUAUCCAAAUGUUAUAAAACCUUUCCUUAGUGGAUUUUCUGAUGAAACUAUAAUUCAAAUUCGUCAAAUUACUAUAUUAUUAAUAAAUUCAUUCAAGACGUUAUCACAAGCUUUAAUUAAUAAAUAUAAAACUGAAGAUUUUAAUAUAAUUGAAUUAGUUCAAUCAUUCCUUUCAAAAUAUCAAAUUUUCACAAAUCAAAUCCCAACUUCAAUCCCAACAAUUGAAGAAUAUCAAAUUCCAACUCAAUUAAUUGCAAUAACUGAUUUAUUCCUUGGAUUCUCAACACAAUCACAAUCCCAAUCACAAGCCAAUCAUCAUUAUCAAUCAAACUCAUCAUUAAACUCACCAAUAACUUCACAAUUCACAAAUUUACAAAUCCCUCCACCAUUUGGUACAUUCCAAUCACCAUUAACACCACCAUCAGCAUCAUCCACUAUAUCAUCAAUUUUUUCAAAUGAUCAUCAUUUAUAUCAUAAUUUUUCUUCAACUUCAUUAAAUCCAACUCCAAAUACUUCACCAAUUGAAAGUUCAAUGUAUUCACAAAGUCAAGGAAAUAAUAGUUUUAUUAAAAUUAGAUCAAAUAUUGAUUCUGAUCAUCAAGGGAAUUCUGGGGUUGGUAAUAAAAGAUCAAGAAAUUAUCAUGAUGAAGAAACUGGUAGUAGUCCAUUAGCUCAAAGAUCACAAAAUAAAUUAAAUAUGGUGAUAUGA